Molecule: messenger RNA, 1947 nt
Organism: Cercocebus atys (sooty mangabey)
Lineage: Eukaryota; Metazoa; Chordata; Mammalia; Primates; Cercopithecidae
Gene: ZNF248
Product: zinc finger protein 248
Exons: 6
Coding region: 664-1278 (204 amino acids)
Biological process (GO): regulation of DNA-templated transcription
Source: RefSeq, a predicted model, not a curated record
GCUGCGGCAGUUUCCAUGGUGAGAUGGUCAACAGGCCCGAAAGUUCCUCAGCUACGACGACCACCAGGUACCUCGGGUUCCUCCCUCCUCCGAGAGACCGCCGAGGUGCGGGCUGUAAGAGCGGGAGCGUGGAGCCUCCGAGGCCGAGGGCCAGUUCCUAAUUUCUGAAAACAGAGCAGCACUUGUGAGGUAGAGGAAGCAUGGCCCACCUGAAUGGAAACCUCUCACCAGAGUUUUCACAGCAGCAGAGGACGAGGCUGAGAAAGAACACGACCCAGAUUUGCACGGAGAGAUGCAAUAUGUAAUGCUUGUCCUUCACAAGCCAUCCCAGCUGACUCAACGGGAGUUGUGCUCCAGCUGUCAGAGAGAUCCUGAGCUCCCCGUGCUAUGCCCGUUACCACAGUGGCCUUGAGAGAUGUGGGUGCUUCCACCAUGCUUACUCAGAAACUAGAGGAGGAAACAGCUUCCUGGAUUACCAAUUUCUGCCUGACAUGAAAGAUGAAAACCACUGAACUCCAGAGGGAAUGAAACGUACUGUUCUAGGGAUCAGUGUCCUUCAGUGAUGUGGCUUUGGGCUUCACCCAGGAAGAGUGGCAGCAUCUGGACCCUGCACAGAGAUGUGAUGCUGGAGAACUACAACCUCCUCCUCUGUACAGAGACGUGAUGCUGGAGAACUACAGCCUCCUCCUCUCAGUGGGGUAUUGUAUUACCAAACCAGUGGUGAUUUGCAAGUUGGAGCAUGGAGAGGUGCUGUGGAUAUUAGAGGAAGAGUCCCCAAGUCAGAGCCACCUAGACUGCUGCAUAGAUUAUAACCUGUUGGAGAAGAGACAGGAAAAUCAAGACCAGCAUUUGCAGACAGUUGAUUUUUUCAGCAACAAAACACUGACUAUGGACAGAAAUGGUGUAUUAGGAAAAACAUUUUAUUGUGACACAAACCCCAUUCUAUUAAGAAAAAUACGUGGCAACUGUGACUCAUAUGGAGUGAAUUUGAAUUAUAUUUUGGAAUUAAUUAUUAGUAAUAGAAGCUCCUUUAUAAGCAACCCUUCUGAAUGUAAUGCACAUGGGAAAGUUUUCCUUUGUAUGAAGCGUGAAAAUCCUUAUGCCAGAGGGAAACCUUUGGAAUAUGAUGGAAAUGGGAAAGCCGUCUUUCAGAAUGAGGACCUAUUUAGGCAUCAAACUCUGAAGCAGUGUUUUGAAUACAAUCAGUGUGGGAAGGCUUUUCAUGAAGAGGCAGCCUGCAUUACCCAUAAGAGAGUGUGCUCAUGGGAGACCCUGUGAAUAUAAUGGACAUGUGAGAGCCUUUCCGAUAGACCAAUAUUCAUUGUUCAUCAGAUAACUCACAUAAGGGAGAGUUCCUAUGAAUUCAAUGAAUGUGAGAGGAGGUCUGGUGAGAAGCCACCUGUAAGUAAACACCACAGAGUUAAUGGAGAUGGAACACUAUGAGUGUAAUGCGAGAGAAUAGUUUUGGCAAGAAAUCACUCCUCAUUCUACGAAGUUACAGAGGAGAGAAAACUUUUGACUGUAAUAGAGAUUUGAAAGUAUUCUGCAAGAAGCCAAAUUUCACUCAGCAUCAAGAAACACGUAUAGGAAAGAAUGCCUAUAAAAUUAAUCAGCAUGCUAGUACAUUUUGCCGUAAGCCAAAACUUUCUGUGUAUCAGAAAACAGAGAGGAGAAAAACUCUAUGAAUGUAGUGAAUGUGGGAAAACCUUCUACCAGAAGUCAUCCCUCACAGCAUAUCAGAGAACACACACAGGGGAGCAACCCUAUGAAUAUAAUGAAACCUUUUACCAGAAUCCUGACUUUGCUAAACAUCAGAGAGACAACAUAGAGGAAACCCUUGUCAACAUCCUGAAGGCUCAGAAACCUUCACCUUCUUGGACUCAUUCCAUAGCAGAAACAACCCAGGUUGGGGUGAGAACACCCAAUAAAGAUGAGAAAUCUUUUGCC